Molecule: messenger RNA, 1170 nt
Organism: Selaginella moellendorffii
Lineage: Eukaryota; Viridiplantae; Streptophyta; Lycopodiopsida; Selaginellales; Selaginellaceae
Product: GDSL esterase/lipase 6
Exons: 4
Coding region: 1-1170 (389 amino acids)
Biological process (GO): lipid metabolic process
Molecular function (GO): lipase activity
Source: RefSeq, a predicted model, not a curated record
AUGGGGACGAUGCGCGAGAACUCUCAAAUUUAUAGCGAGCAUUCGCCGGCUCCUCGACUCCAAAUCCCAGCCACGAUGCAUAGCUUCGUGCCAGUGCUGCCCAUCUUGCUCGAGCUCCUCGUCUUCGCGUCCCACGCUCGCAUCGCCUCCGGCGCCCCCAUGUUGCCCACGAAGCCGGCGUCCGCCAUGUUCGUGUUUGGAGACUCCAUCCUCGACGCUGGUAGCGCAAAGUUUCUCCCCCCCAAUUCCUCGGUCGCGGCGCUCUCCCCGCCGUAUGGAGAGACUUACUUCAAGGUCUCCACGGGGCGAUUCUCGGAUGGAAGGACGCUCGCGGAUUUCCUCGCGCAGUGGAUCAACCUCCCUUUCACCCGGUCUUACAUGGAUCCCGACGCUGUUCUUGAGAUUGGAGCAAACUUUGCGUCCGCGGGGAGCCGUUUGAUCGGCGAGUACGCGGGAGCCGUGAGCUUUAAGACGCAGAUCGAUCAGUUCACGGAGCGCGUGGGUCUUCUCCGGGAGCGAUAUGGAGACGAUCGAGCCAAGACAAUCCUGCGCGAUUCGGUGUUUAUAGUGGCGAUUGGGAGCAACGACCUGGAGGCCCUCUACUUCCCCACGAACUCGAGCUUUCGCCGGAUCGGAUCCUCGUGGCGCUACUACGUGGGCAUGAUGAUGGAAGAGUACGAGGCCGCUGUCAAAACUUUGUACAACCAGGGAGCGAGGAAGAUCGUGCUGGUUGGAGUGGGACCGAUCGGCUGUGCACCGGCGGCUCGCUACUACGUUGCCAAGGUGGGAUUGAUCACCCGUCGCCAGAAGAUUGGCUGCUUGCAAACGCUCAACGAGAUGGCGGCGUUCUUCAACAAAAGCUUGCGCAACCUUGUGAACAAGAUGCUCUUCCAGCUCCCGGAGCUGGCCAUGGUUUUCCUCAAACCUUACGGCCUCCUCAUGGAUGCGGAUUCACGAACUCGAGGGAGGCUUGCUGCGGCGAUGGACUGUUCCAUGCUGGCGGUUGCAACAAUUCAUCGUUCGUUUGCCCGGUUCCAUCGACGCAUCUCUUCUGGGACUCGGUGCAUCUCACCGAGGCAGCUAAUCUCUUCCUAUUUCGCUACUUCUGGUUUGGUGAUCUCCGCGCCGCGGAGCCCUACAACCUCAAGAGGCUCCUCGCUUGAGAAGUAA